Molecule: messenger RNA, 1167 nt
Organism: Knipowitschia caucasica
Lineage: Eukaryota; Metazoa; Chordata; Actinopteri; Gobiiformes; Gobiidae
Source: the annotation of a GenBank genome assembly
AUGACCGCAAAGACCCUGGACAAAGUGUCUGUGAGCCUGGGGGGCUACGGACACCCGGGGCCUGAGAGCAUGUACACCAUGGAAGACAUCUCCAGCACCCUCCACGCCUCCGCCCCUUUCAGUGGCGAGUUGGGCCACUACGAUCCAGCGACCUCAGAACCGGUGCUGGACCACUCCGCGGAGAGACUGUCCUACUGCGGCUUGGCUCCUGCUAUGGCCCCGGGUCCCCGUCAGACGUUCACCUACAUGGGCAAGUUCUCCAUAGACUCCCAGUACCCGGGCUCCUGGAGCCCCGAGGGGGUCAUUAACAUCGUGUCAGGGAUCUUCAACGUGGCGCAGCCUCCGCCCCCCUCCUCUUCAUGCUCCUCUUCAUCCUCCCGCUCUCCCGGUCACUUAUCCCGUGCACAGAGCUGCAUGGCACAGACCGAGGAGCAGAUGUACUCCCCACCGCCACCGUACACGUCCACCUGUGGAGAGUUUCAGGACCCGUCAGCUUUCCUGGCGCCCUCCGGGCCCAUGUCUUACCCACCACCCUCCUACUCUUCCCCAAAGCCCGGGGCUGGAGAUCCAGGGCUGUUCCCUCUCCUCCCGGACUACACGGGCUUCUUCCAACCCGCGUGUCAGAGAGAGGCCCCUGAGAGGAAGCCCUUUGGCCCGUGUCCGUUAGACACGUUUCGCGUCCCACCGCCACUGACCCCGUUGAACACCAUCAGGAACUUCACCCUCGGGGCCCCUGCAGGCCUGGAGGCAGGCUCCCGACUGCCCUCCGCGUACAGCCCACAGAACCUGCCCCUUCGGCCCAUUCUGCGGCCCCGGAAAUACCCGAACCGCCCCAGCAAAACCCCGGUGCACGAGAGGCCAUACCCGUGCCCGGCAGAGGGUUGUGACCGCCGCUUCUCUCGCUCAGAUGAACUCACGCGUCACAUACGCAUCCACACCGGACACAAGCCCUUCCAGUGCCGCAUCUGUAUGCGCAACUUCAGCCGCAGCGACCACCUGACCACGCACAUCCGCACGCACACGGGCGAGAAGCCCUUUGCCUGCGACUUCUGCGGACGUAAGUUUGCGCGCAGUGACGAGAGAAAGCGGCACACGAAGAUCCACCUGCGGCAGAAGGAGCGGAAGUCCUCCGCCGCAUCUGCGUCUGGCUCAGCGCUUUGUUCGUAG